Bolinopsis microptera is the source of this 724-nucleotide messenger RNA. RefSeq names its product ADP-ribosylation factor-like protein 5A. The record is from RefSeq and is a predicted model, not a curated record. Bases 88 to 630 code for a protein of 180 amino acids. Gene Ontology annotation, cellular component: cytoplasm; trans-Golgi network. Lineage: Eukaryota; Metazoa; Ctenophora; Tentaculata; Lobata; Bolinopsidae. The transcript is spliced from 7 exons. Gene Ontology annotation, molecular function: GTPase activity; GTP binding. Gene Ontology annotation, biological process: vesicle-mediated transport; intracellular protein transport; protein localization to Golgi membrane.
CUUGUUUGUACUUCCCAGCUAAACGUCAUAUUGUGCUGAAAUACUCCUUCGCUAAUAGACGUAGUUUCCAAUCGAGUCAGUACAAACAUGGGUUUAUUGAUGACAAAGCUCUGGCAAUACUUCUCCAACAGCGAGUACAAGGUGAUAGUCGUGGGUCUGGAUAAUGCUGGUAAAACUACAAUCCUAUAUCAUCUGCUGAUGGACGAGGUAGUGCACACUUCCCCAACAAUCGGAAGUAAUGUGGAGGAGAUCACGUGGAGAAAUAUAAAGUUUAUUAUGUGGGACAUUGGAGGUCAGGAUUCUCUGAGACAAUCCUGGGCUACCUACUACUCCAACACCAAUUUUGUAUUCAUGGUAAUAGAUAGCAGUGAUAGAGAGAGGUUAUCUGUAGCUAAAGACGAGCUCUACAAAAUGUUAAACCACGAGGACUUACGGAAGUCGUCGUUGCUAAUAUACGCUAACAAACAGGACGUUAAGGAUUGCUUGACGACCACCCAGAUCUCCCAAACCCUAAAUCUGAAGUCAAUAAAAGACCACGCCUACCACAUACAACCUUGCUGUGCUCUGUCAGGAGAGGGGUUACACCAAGGACUGGAGUGGGUGACAUCCCAAAUCAGAGGUGGCAGGUAGCAGCCACCAGAUUAGGAAAAUCAAUUAACUAAAACCCGGUCGAGAGGAUUCAAACUGAUUAUAUUCGUCGAUAGUGUCACAGACUAGUAAUUUA